Molecule: messenger RNA, 1470 nt
Organism: Dryobates pubescens (Downy woodpecker)
Lineage: Eukaryota; Metazoa; Chordata; Aves; Piciformes; Picidae
Gene: SMAP2
Product: small ArfGAP2
Exons: 10
Coding region: 75-1358 (427 amino acids)
Molecular function (GO): GTPase activator activity
Source: RefSeq, a predicted model, not a curated record
GGCCGGAAGCAGGAAGCGGAGGGUGCCCGGGACGGCGGCGCCGUGACCCGCGGGCGGGCAGCGCCGGCCGCGCCAUGACGGGCAAGUCGGUGCGCGAUGUGGACCGGUACCAGGCGGUGCUGGCCAGCCUGCUGGUGGAGGAGGAGAACAAGUACUGCGCCGACUGCCAGGCCAAAGGGCCCCGCUGGGCAUCCUGGAACAUCGGAGUCUUCAUCUGCAUUCGCUGUGCUGGCAUCCACAGGAACCUGGGGGUUCACAUCUCCAGGGUGAAAUCUGUCAACCUUGACCAGUGGACACAAGAGCAGAUCCAGUGCAUGCAGGAGAUGGGGAACGGGAAAGCAAAUCGCCUCUAUGAAGCCUACCUGCCAGAGAACUUCAGGAGACCUCAGACAGACCAAGCUGUGGAGAGCUUCAUCCGGGACAAGUAUGAGAAGAAGAAGUACCUGGACCGGAGCAUCGACAUCGCUGCCUUCAGGAAGGAAAAAGAUGACAAAUGGAAGAGGAGCGCUGAGGCAGUGUCAGAAAGGAAGCUGGAGCCUAUCAUCUUUGAGAAGGUGAAAAUGCCUCAAAAGAAAGAAGAAACACAACAGUCUAGGAAAGGUUCUCCUAAAUCUGAGCCAGUCAUGGACUUGCUAGGACUUGACGCUCCUGUGAUGACCACCAUGACAAACGGCAGGCCCAGCAGCUUAGAGAAGGAUCUGGAUCUCUUUGCCUCUGUGGGCUCAAACUCUGACUCCAGGAAGGUCGCUGGCUCCAUGCCGACGGCUGGAAGUGCUGGGUCUGUCCCUGAAAACCUCAACCUCUUCCCUGAGCCAGGAGGCAAGGGGGAGGAAGUGGGGAAGAAGCAGCUCUCUAAAGAUUCCAUCCUCUCCUUGUAUGGCUCCCAAACACCUCAGCUGUCUGCCCAAGGAGCGAUGUUCAUGGCCCCGGCUCAGAUGGCGUACCCUGCAGCAGCAUACCCUGGCUUUCCAGGAGUGGCCCCCUCCAGCAGCAUGAUGGGAGGCAUGAUGGCACCCUCAGUGGGCAUGCUGGCCCAGCCUGGAGCCACAGGGAUGGUGGCACCCAUGGCCAUACCAGCCGGGUACGUGGGCAACGUGCAGGCGGCCGUCAUCGGCGUCCCCAACGGCAUGCUGGCCGCCCAGCAGGCUGGCUACGUGGCUGGCAUGGCAGCACUUCCCCAGCCUGUCUAUGGUGUGCAGCCAGCACAGCAGCUUCAGUGGAACAUUGCUCAGAUGAGCCAGCAGAUGGCUGGGAUGAACUUCUACGGCGCCAGCGGCGUGCUGGGCUAUGGACAGUCGAUGGGUGGAGGAGGUGCCCAGGGCAGCAGUCAGUCCCUCAGCACUCAGCUCUGGAAGUGAUCCCUUUGCAGCUCUGACCUUUGGGCUUUUGGUUGGGGUUUGGGGUUGGGUUUUUUUUAAUGCCUUCUGUCCUUCAGAACUGCUCCAUGAGACAUUCAGGGCUUUGGUUUUG